Molecule: messenger RNA, 1476 nt
Organism: Homarus americanus (American lobster)
Lineage: Eukaryota; Metazoa; Arthropoda; Malacostraca; Decapoda; Nephropidae
Product: transcription factor Sp9-like
Exons: 3
Coding region: 1-1476 (491 amino acids)
Biological process (GO): regulation of transcription by RNA polymerase II
Molecular function (GO): DNA-binding transcription factor activity, RNA polymerase II-specific; RNA polymerase II cis-regulatory region sequence-specific DNA binding
Source: RefSeq, a predicted model, not a curated record
AUGCCACGCACCCUGUCAACGCUACGCACCCCGUCAACGCCACGCACCCCGUCAACGCCACGCACCCUGUCAACACCACGCACCCUGUCAACGCCACGCCCCGUCAACACCACGCACUCUGUCAACACCACGCACUCUGUCAACACCACGUACCCUGUCAACACCACGUACCCUGUCAACACCACGUACCCUGUCAACACCACGUACCCUGUCAACGCCACGCACUCUGUCAACACCACGUACCCUGUCAACACCACGUACCCUGUCAACACCGCGCACCCUCUUGGAUCCCCGAGUGUACACAGUAUCGUGAGAGCAGACCACCUCAAGAGUACAGUCACCACCACUAUGGCUGGUCUAGUUUCUCUACACAACACAUCUCAUCUUCUUCAGCAGCACGGACCCGUGUUUGGCGGCAACACAAUGAGUGGCUCGCAGAUGUCGCAGUGGUCAGGAAUGGGCAGCAGUUAUGGCCUGGGCGGCACCACUCCUCUCAGUCCAAUCUACCGCCUGCAUGAUCUACCCUUUUCUGUCUCAGCCAAUACUGGAACUGGACCAUACCCCAGCCUGCACCAACAUUACCCUCAGCAGGCCCUCGUGUCCCCGCCCAUGUCACCGCCGAAGGAAGGCGAAGCGAACUCGUGGUGGAGCAUGAGUGGCCCCACAAAUACUCCUUCACCACCUACCCACAACUACCAGCAGCAGCACCCUAGUGUGGCUGCACCGUCCGGCUUUCCUCACGCCUUACCUCAGCCGGUAUCAUACGGCAUGACACAGGAAGCACUCCUUCACCACCAGAGCCAGAUUGCUGCUGCACUUCUCAAGACACAAAAUGCUGUCAAUGUUCGACGGUGUCGCCGCUGUCGCUGCCCCAACUGUCAGGACGCCUCGCAAGACAAUCAAGCUGCCAAGAAGAAGCAACACAUAUGUCACGUGCCCGGCUGUGCUAAGGUGUAUGGUAAAACCUCUCACUUGAAGGCGCACCUGCGCUGGCACGCCGGCGAACGGCCCUUCGUUUGUCAGUGGCUGUUCUGCAACAAAGCGUUCACCCGCUCAGACGAGCUUCAGCGCCACCUUAGAACACAUACGGGAGAAAAACGUUUCCAGUGUGUGGAGUGUGGCAAACGUUUCAUGCGGUCUGACCACCUCAACAAACACGUCAAAACCCACGAGAACCGCCGCGCACGCGCAGUAUCCAAUACCCCAGACCAUCUCGACAUAGAGAACUGCGAUGAUGAUGAUGACGAAGACGACGACGACCAACUUCCCCUUGAUAACGAGCUGCCAACCUUGGAGGACCAACUGCCUGACUCGCCCAUCUCAGAGACGGAGCUGCCAGACUCCAGCACCAGCGACGCCGGCCCAACACAUCCCUACACACACCGCCAGAUGAUUAUACCAUUUAUUACCACCACACCAGACACAACCAAUAUUAGUACUACAGAUAUAACUUUUCAAAAUAAACCUUUACCAUAA